Molecule: messenger RNA, 1284 nt
Organism: Suillus subaureus
Lineage: Eukaryota; Fungi; Basidiomycota; Agaricomycetes; Boletales; Suillaceae
Product: kinase-like domain-containing protein
Exons: 9
Coding region: 1-1284 (427 amino acids)
Biological process (GO): regulation of signal transduction; G protein-coupled receptor signaling pathway; protein phosphorylation
Molecular function (GO): ATP binding; G protein-coupled receptor kinase activity; G protein-coupled receptor binding
Source: RefSeq, a predicted model, not a curated record
AUGGGCGCCCUUUGCUGUCGACCUCAGCCGGUAGAUUUCGAAGGCGACGUUAAUCUCUUUCAUUUUGUUCUCUUGAGAUGUGUCGGCAAAGGUGCAUUUGGAAAGGUCCGAAUGGUCCAACACAAACAGACCAGAGAGUUGUAUGCCUUGAAAUAUAUCAACAAGACAAAGUGUGUAAAGAUGAAAGCAGUUGCAAAUAUCAUUCAGGAACGAAGAUUGCUCGAGGAGAUCGACCAUCCAUUCGUCGUUAACCUUCGUUAUGCUUUCCAAGACGAUGAAAACUGUUUCUUCGUCCUGGAUCUCAUGCUCGGUGGUGACCUUAGAUUCCAUCUUGAACGGUUAGGCUCGUUACCAGAGGACACAGUACGCUUCUACGUCGCAGAAAUAGCUUCAGCUCUAGCUUUCCUUCAUGAACACAGAAUCAUGCACCGUGAUCUUAAACCCGAUAACAUUCUCCUCGAUGAACGGGGUCACGCACACCUCACAGAUUUCAAUAUUGCUGUACACUUUAGCGAGCGCCGCAUGCUUACCGGCAUUGCAGGUAGCAUGGCUUACAUGGCUCCCGAGAUUCUUGCCAAACGCGGCUAUACUUACCCGAUCGACUGGUGGAGCCUAGGCGUUUGCGCAUACGAGCUUCUCUUCGGUCGGAGACCUUUCCGCGGAAAGACAAAUACCGACUUGACCCACAGCAUUAGCAAAGACAGCUUACGCUUUCCCGACGAUGCCGAUAAGAAGUGCUCGCGAGCAGGCAUGAUGGCAUUGAAAGGGUUCUUGGACCGUGAUCCUUCCAAGAGACUCACGUGCAAGCAAAGUGAUGGCUACGAAGUAAUGCAACGACACCCCUGGUUCCAUCCCAUUGACUGGGCGACACUUGAAGCCAAAGAAUUACCGCCACCGUUCACUCCUGAUUCAAAGAAGGCAAACUUUGAUGCAUCGCACGAAUUGGAGGAAUUGUUACUUGAAGACAAUCCAUUAAAGGCUAAAGCACGGAAGACGCGAGAUGUUAACACACUGAGUGCCGAAAUGAGACAGAUGGAAGAGCAGUUCGCAUCAUAUGACUUUAAGAAGAUGCUCCGGCGAUCAUACUAUCCCCAGAAUCAACAGAUCGUAUCAACCAUCACCGCAACUUCCUCCACAGGCGGACUCGUAUCAAGUCGGCCCGUAACGCCCGUAACAGACUCACCGGCCGAAGGCGUUAUACACGAGCACUACGAAAGCGAGUUCGAUGGCGACGAUGUCCGAAUGGAAAAGAUGCCCCGGGUCCUAGAGAAGAACUACUCAUGA